Messenger RNA from Capsicum annuum, 521 nucleotides. RefSeq lists its product as uncharacterized. Bases 30 to 389 code for a protein of 119 amino acids. The transcript is spliced from 3 exons. Lineage: Eukaryota; Viridiplantae; Streptophyta; Magnoliopsida; Solanales; Solanaceae. The record is from RefSeq and is a predicted model, not a curated record.
CUAAGUAUUCUAUCAACGUCCCUAGCAAAAUGACGAGACAAAAGGUAGUUAUCAAACUAUACAUAAAUGGGAAUGAUCAGAAAUCUCGGACCAAAGCCUUCAAGAUUGCUGUUUCUCAACCAGGGGUGUUAUCGGCAGCUAUACAGGGAGGUGGAUUUGAAAAUUACUAUUUAGAAGUAGUGGGAGAGUAUAUUGACGCCGCAAUUCUUACCAACUCCGUCAGAAAGAAAUUGGGUCAGGCCCAAUUGGUGAGCUUGGGGCCUGCAACACCCCAAGCUUCACCUGCGGCGACUCAGUGGCCGCAGCAACCCUAUAGUUACCUUGGCGUACCUCAACACCAAGUUUACGAAGUUACAGACCCGAAUCCAGAAUGCUGCUCCAUAAUGUGAAUGUUAAGUAAUUAAUUGGAUUUAUUUAUAUUUGUAAAACUGUUUGUAUAUUGGAGUUAUUGAUGAUCUAGCUAGCUAGAUUGAUUACCUGUUUUGAUUUUAAUAGUGGACUUUGGCCUUUUGUAAUGAAAG